Messenger RNA from Carassius auratus (goldfish), 1248 nucleotides. RefSeq names its product transmembrane protein 74B (gene tmem74b). Lineage: Eukaryota; Metazoa; Chordata; Actinopteri; Cypriniformes; Cyprinidae. The record is from RefSeq and is a predicted model, not a curated record. The coding region runs from base 284 to 985 and encodes 233 amino acids. The transcript has 2 exons.
ACUAAUAUAUGCUUAGACAACGAAACAUGUGCAUCGACAGCACGAGCUGUGUUGAUAUUGACGAUUAGUAAUCAUAUAUAUGGUUGCAUUUGCGUUUAAAUCUGAAAAAUGAUAGUGUUUCUAUCGCGCAUGGCUAAAUCUCCCCUCGAGAUCUCCGUGGAAAAGGUCUUCUUCCUGUCAGCAGCAUCCCAGCGUUACUAUGAGAUCUGUGGAGCAAUCGCGUCUGAAGGUAAGGUGAAACAGGAGUCAUUUGAUUCAACAUGAGUGCAAUCGUUGAGUGUCGAUGGAGUCUCUGAACGCUGUGGAGCUCCGUGAACUGGGGGAUGGGAGCAGGAGAGAACCUCCUCAGUCCUCCUUAGGACCGCAGCCCACAGGCAUCGAAAACGCGUCGUUCGAGGAUGAGGAUCCAGGAACGAGGAUCCGCGUUACCUCCAGAACAUCUGGACCUGAGUUCACAUCCAUCGACUCUCAGUUGAAUCCGCUGCCUAUUCAGAGACAAGUGCCAUCACCACACUCCGAAGACGAACCUGAGAUUGAGUACAACAGCCAUUCAGUGGACUACGGGUUCAUAUUUGCGCUCGUUUUCCUUGUAAGCGGCAUCAUUUUAGUGGUCAUCGCCUACACGAUCCCAAGAGAGGCUAAAGUCAAUCCAGACCAAGUGACAGCACGGCAGAUGGAGAAACUGGAGAUGUACUACGCACAACUCGGUUCUCAUCUCGACAAAUGUAUUAUUGCGGGACUUGGUUUGCUCACUCUGGGAGGAAUGCUUCUGUCUAUUUUAUUAAUGGUGUCUAUAUGCAAAGGGGAACUGUAUCGGCGGAGGACUUUUGCUAGAAGACCCAUGAAAUCGUACGGAUCCAUUAAUAUGAGGAUGAGGCAGUUAGCUGAGGGUGAUGGGAGGGAGACGCUUGUGGAAUGUGAACCGAACGCCAUCGCUGAUGCUGUGAACGGUAAUCAGGUUCCUUCUGGAACGCUAAACACGUAGCACAACAGAAUCACAUUGAGACCUGUAGAUGUGCAGUCGCAAAAAGAAAUAGUGCUCGCAAGGCAGCGUAAAUAACAAUUUAGAUUUAGCAGACGCUUUUAUCCAAAGCGACUUACAGCAUAUACCUUUUUUUUUACUAGUAUGUGUGUUUCUUGGGAAUUGAACCCACAACCUUAUGUGCUGCUAAUGCAAUGUUCUACCACUGAGCCACAGGAGCAAAUACAUGUUAGAUAAGUAUCAGUUUUUGGAUUUGAUAAUCUAAG